AUUAGGCUAUCCAGCCAAACGGGUUACCCGAGAUGAGGUAAAUCAGGCUAACAGGUGCCUGUGACCCAAAUAUCAGUUCCUUCACGCAAUAGCCCCACAGUCUCGCUGUGAGAUUUUUGUGUGGGGCCAGGGACACUUCCCAAGACGCUGUUUGGAGACUUGCAGAGGAGGGGAGAGACAUCCUAAGAUUGUGAAAUGUCCACCACAUCGCAGAAACACCGGGUCUUUGUCGGGGAGCCUAUGGGCGACAAACCUGUCACGGAUUUGUCUGGAAUCGGAGAGGUUUUGGGAAAGAAGCUCGAGGACCAGGGUUACGACAAAGCGUAUACAGUUUUAGGGCAGUUCCUACUGUUGCGAAAAGACGAUGAACUGUUUAUAGAGUGGUUGAAGGAUACCUGCGGAGCCAACUCCAAACAGGCAGGGUCCUGCUGCCAGUGUCUGAAGGAGUGGUGUGAUUCGUUCCUGUGAGGUCCAUCAGCAAGUGGUGCCAACUGUUACACAGGUCAGUCCACUGUCACUUAUCAUUUCAGGAAUUCAUCUAGUGCAGUUUUUGCAAAAGUAUCCAUUCAACAAAUUAAUAUGGCAUCUUUACAGUAUUUGCAUAUAAAUGUUCCAACAAUAUGCAAUAUCCCUGUUAUCAAAUAAUCCAGUUCCAACAAGUUUACUUGACUAAUUAGAUUGAUGAAUUAGGCCUACAUGACUCACAUUUUUCUGCAUUGUUUCUCUGAUGUAGGUGUUUUCGAGACUGUCUCCAUUCCUGACUGCCCUCAAAACAGCUUUACAAGAAUUCCCUGCCAUGAAUUUUGAAUCUAGUAGACUUAUUUUUUAUAUAUUGCUAUAAUAAAGUUUCAGAUGGAAUUGAG
This is a messenger RNA of Engraulis encrasicolus (European anchovy), 863 nucleotides long. Its product is annotated as barrier-to-autointegration factor-like. The coding region runs from base 196 to 468 and encodes 90 amino acids. The transcript is spliced from 2 exons. NCBI's taxonomy places the organism in Eukaryota, Metazoa, Chordata, Actinopteri, Clupeiformes, Engraulidae. The record is from RefSeq and is a predicted model, not a curated record. Gene Ontology annotation, molecular function: DNA binding.